GCUGCUGGAGCCUUGCCUGCUCUCCACAGCUGCUCCAAGGGUCUGGCACACAGGCAAGGAGAAGGAGCAGGUACUGGGCAGGCUGGUCCUUGGGGGGCAUCUCGGGCCCACGGCGUGACCGGCAGCGGCGUGUGCGAGUGGGCAGGGAAGACAGCUUGAAUUAUUGAUGAGGGCGAUGGCGCGGCCGCCGGUGUGGAGCGAGAUGCGGGUGGGAAUCCUGCUGCUGUCGGCGCUCAGCCUGCUCAGCGCGAGGCUCGUGGGCGCUGGCCAGGACCCCGGGAGUGCCAUCCCUGCAGAAAGCCGGCCCUGUGUUGACUGCCACGCGUUCGAGUUCAUGCAGAGGGCGUUGCAGGACCUGAAGAAGACGGCGUUCAGCCUGGACACGCGGACAGAAACCCUCCUCCUGAGAGCAGAAAAGAGAGGCCUGUGUGAUUGCUUUCAUGCAAUACACUGAAAUGAGCACUGGGAUUUGGCCAAUGGACAUAUAUUCAUUUUUAAAAUGCUGUUCAGUAAAUUACAGGAAGAUUCAGAGUGCAAGUUGUGCCCCACCAUAAGGAAAAGCAUUUUUAUCAAAACAGGUAUAGCUCAGAUUAUUUUUGCUUUGUUGUGGUUUGUCACAAGUCUAUGUGAUAUUGCAUCUGCUGAAAUGUCAAGAGAAGAAACAGUGCCAAAGUCUUGCUUAUGGGUUUUAUGCAAGGAUAGCAUUCUGCUUUUUUGGUAUUUCAAGCCAAAAACUGCCCUUGGACUCUCAGGCCAACCUCUUGGCUUAUGUGAAUUGCCAUAGAUGUGUGAAAGUCAGUGAAGUCAAUUUUUAAAAUGUAUUUAUAGAAGAAUAACAUGAAAAGGAAUCUGCUUUGCCAUGAUGCAUAGACACGUAUUUACAAACAAUCAGACUUGUCAUUAUAUAGAAAUUAAUAGUUAUCACUGACUGCUUGGCUGUCUAAGGAAGGGAUUUGUUGCACAAUUGUAUCAAUAGUCCAGUGCACAGCAAACACAGCAAUCUGUCUCACAAUUUUGAUUUCUUCAGAGCCACACAGUAGCUGUGAUCUUUUUGGAGAGAUUUAUUAAGUAUCUAAUGUGAUCAGUAACAUUUGUAAUCACAUGAAUACUGCCUGGCAGUUGAACUGAUUGCGUCUGCCAAAAUCUUCUGGAGAAGUGUCUUUCAUUAAGCAAAUCACAUGCUGGAUUGAACCACUCAAAGUGGCCUCUACAGAGAGUUUUGGCAGAGAGCCUACACAAUGCCUGCCUGCCCAGGAGUCUCUUGCAAACUGUGUUUUGGGAAAUACUUCAAUUCUACCAAAAUGGUCCUUAGCUCUUGCACGGACUCUGCACUCUGUCAGGGUGGGUGCUGAUGUUAUUUGUAUUUCUGCUGCAGAGACAAGAGAGAACAAACCAAUUAAAGCAGUGUAGUAGUAGUAGACAACAAGAUUGUGCCUUGUUACUCUUUAAAAGAGAAUAGCAAAUCCUUUCUCAUUGUUUGCAUUUUUUCCUUUAUUUUGGGAAGAACAGAAAAUGGCCCCAGUGGAAAGUUCCUGUUGAUAAUGAUACAUUUUUCAUUGGGCUUAAAACAUCAUCCCCAAAGUAGAGAUUUGUGUGUCAGCUCAAGCAUCUAUGUACAGGCUCAAAAUUUUUAUACAAACAAGAAUAUUGGAACAGAAUAAAAAAAAAAAAAAACGUAAUUUUACUAAUUCUUUUCAGUGUGUCUGUCUUUCCAUAAGCGGCUGGUGUUUUUGAUAUUUUGCUCUCAGCCUGCUCAGUAAGUUAGGAUGGAAGCUGUGUGUUUCCAAACUGCUUCUCUCCCAUUUUGUCUACAACAUCAAACACAGGGAAAUAGGGAACUUUGACCCACUGCCAAGUUGUUAUUUCAUGUGCAGUCCUACUCAGUAACACAAAGGAACAUGUUGCCAUAUAUAUUGCCAAAGUUGUUUGAAAGGCGUGUGGUUCUCAGCAAGGAAAACCUUCCUUGCACCUGCAUUUCAAAUAAGAAAUCCCCUUUGUCCUUUGUAGUAUUCCAGCAAGCCCCUUUAGAGGUCCUUGGGACCUGUUUUGUGUACAAGAGAAGCAGCAUGACACAGCAGCAGCUCCCUUCUGGUAGCACCACCCUGCACUGUGGCACCGGUCAAUAGAGCAGGAAAGGUUUUCCUCAUAUGUGGGAAUCCAGGACAUUCCUCUGGGUGCCCUGGAUGGCCAGAGCCGCUGGCAGGGGGCUCUGAGACCCUGGCAUGCAGCCAAAGACACACGUGGGGUUCUGAUCUUAGCCCAUGGAGCAAAUUACUAACUCUGU
This is a messenger RNA of Motacilla alba alba, 2284 nucleotides long. RefSeq names its product chromosome 4 C4orf48 homolog (gene NICOL1). The record is from RefSeq and is a predicted model, not a curated record. Bases 167 to 454 code for a protein of 95 amino acids. The transcript has 4 exons. NCBI's taxonomy places the organism in Eukaryota, Metazoa, Chordata, Aves, Passeriformes, Motacillidae.